UCCAUGUGGACUCAAUACGCUCUUUCCACUGGUCAAGAACCAUUCUGUGCCUUUAUUUCCGGAAGUACAUCUUCAGAUUGUCAGAGUUCCCAGAUCCAAGACAUCCAGCUUUUACCAUCCAAGCCACAGAAUGACUCAUUGGUUCCACCGAAACCCAUUGAAAGCAACUGCACCUGUCUCCUUCAACUUCUAUGGAGUUGCUGGAAGCCCAUCAGCAAACAAGAUAUGCAAUGACUUGAGAACAACAAGGGCAAGACUCUUGGAGAUGUUCACAGAUACCACCUGCAAUCCCGAAAUCAUGAAAAAUGCCACCGAUGCUUAUUUCUCCCUCUUACAAGGAUUCAUUUCAUCUCUGGAUGGCACCACACAAGAGAACAAGCUUCGGUUCAUGCAGAACUUCAAGUGGACUGACACUUUGCAAGGAAACAUCCCAAGUGCCCAACAAGAUGCUAUUUUUGAACUGGUCUCCAUGGCCUACAAUGUUGCAAUUUGGCACACCAAGUUUGCCUCAAGACUUGCAGGAAAGGAAAAUGUAAAAGAGGUAGAUGCAAAAGAUGUCCACAGGAGCCUGAAAUUUGCUGCUGGGAUUUUCAAACACCUCAAGGAGGUCCACAUCCCCCGCCUCAUCACCCCAGCAGAGAAGGGCCGAGACCUGGAACCCAGAGUCAUCGACACCUACAUAGUCCAGUGCCAAGCAGAGGCACAGGAAGUGACGAUUGCCAGAGCGAUUGAGCUCAAGCAUAACGCCACUCUCAUUGCAGCCUUGGCCUUCGAGACUGCAAACUUCUACCAGAAAGCUGACCACACACUGAACACCCUGGAGCCAGAGUGCAGCAGUAAGUGGAGGAAGUACCUCCAGCUGAAACAGCACUUCUACAUGUCCUAUGCAUACUGCUACCAUGGACAGACUCUCCUCGCUAGUGACAAGUGUGGGGAGUCAAUAAGAUCUCUCCAAGAGGCAGAAAAGUGCUACUCCAGAGCCGAGGCUCUGUGCAAAGAGUACCGUCAGACCAAAGGGCCGGGUAGCACGGCCAAGCCCUCUGAGCAGCUCUUCUUCACCAAGCUGGGUGGCCUGAUCAAAAAUACCCUGCAGAAGUGCGAGAGAGAAAACGGAUUCAUAUACUUCCACAAGGUCCCAGCCGAGGCGCCCCAGCUGGAGCUGAAGGCCAGCUAUGGCCUGGCCGAGCCAAUCUCCUUUGAGUUGCCAGCCCUCAGCGAGCAAUGCACCCCUGAAGUCUACGCCACCUUUGACCUCACCAAGGGGGCCAAAGACGAGAAGGCCAAACCAAAGCGGGAAGAAGAGGUUAUUAAGCCAAUGAAGGAGCCAGAUUUGAAGCCCCAGAAAGAUACAGGCUGCGUCAUCUCUUAAAAAACAGUCAAUUUCCGUUCCAUGAAAAGUAAACCAUAGGAAAAGUCCUUGUUGUUUCUUUGAUUUAUGGUCAAAUGUUUUACAUUAUGAUGAUAUGCAGUGCUACCAAGCCAGACAAUAUUCAGUCAUUGAGUAUAAAAUGGCCUCAGAGAAAAGGUUAUUGGUGAUGGGGGGAUAACAUAAUAGAUAUGGGAGGAGAAAUGUUAAUCAACAAGGAACGGAAGAAAAGCAUGGAUUUAUUCAUGCAUUGGCUUGUUUUAUCUGUAGUGUUUUAUGGUCAGUGAUUUACAGUAGCAUCAUUUUAUACGUAACUGUUUUCUUUUAGAUAAAAUAUUAUUGGGUCAAACUUACAGCUGAAUUGUUCUCACUAGUGCUGUUGGGGAUUUUGUUAAAAGCCCCCGUCAUAUUGGAUCUUUAUUUAUUACUCUCAUUUAAGAAACGGACAAAUCAGAUAGUAAGAACUUAUAACACUCCAUGAUGAAUAUCCAAUCAUUUGAACAAAUCGUAUGUUUUCAAUUAUUUUAUUUUUCUGUCUCUUGAGAUUCUCUAAUUUAAUUUAAUCACAGUUCUCUUGCAACUGAAAGGACACUCCUGUACAUACAGGAGCACAUUAUUCAUACUCUCUCAAGACUCUCCAUUGCUGGGUAGGGCCUGUAUUUAUCAUAAUAACCAUUGUGAAAUAUUUGAGGACAAGGUGGUGCUUGUCUUGGGUCAUAAUAACCAGAACAAGGCCAGCUGUUCAGUAGGAACAUGGAACAACAUCUGGGAAGCACUCAGGAGAGAGCAAUGUGCUGAAUGUUGCAGAUAAUAAAUGUAAUUCAUAAAGCUGACAUGAGCAUGCCUGUUCUACUCAAAAUCUUUGUCUGAACGUUCCAUAACAUUGUGCCCUAUGGAAGGCAAUUGUAGGUCUUCCUCUGAUCUCAGAAAACUGUUUUAAAUAACCCAGACUAGUGGCCAUGGUUGCUGUUAAGACUGAUUGAUGAGCGCAGGAACAAUAGAAUAAUGGUUCAUUAAGAAAAAUUUAAAAAUGAUGUCAAUCAUAACCUGCUCAAACCAUUUCAGUAAAGGGAGUAAUGCUGUACUUUGGCACAUGGUCUUACACAUGAAAAACAAUAUAGAAAGAAGUAGCCUAUGUAUGUAAAUCUAUCAAAUUCAUUACUCAUUUUCAUUUUAUCUGUAAAUGACAACGAUAUACUCCAUAUGUAUGCAUUACUGUAGCUUUCAGAGUACUGAUUCACCAUCAUUUCCUAACAGUUGUUUUUGAGAACUAAUGACAACUAGCCUCUUCUGAGGCAGUACAAUAGGGGGACAAGUAACCUCCAGUAUAGUAUACUAAUUUGCCAAUCAAGGAAGACCAUUUUGCAUUCUUUCUGUGCAACCUCAGAGCACAUUUUAGUGCCUUUACAUUUUAAAUCUUAUUAGUCACACAGAUGUCAGAACUCAGUGUAGAUGUACUGUAUCCAGCUCUAAAUUAUAAUUAAAAUAACAUAUUAGGCUAUACGUUAGCUUUACAAGCCCUUUUUAUUCUUGGAACAAUGGAUUUUCACAUUCAAGGACCAAUAUUUAUUUUAAUUAACACAUGAAUGUAGUUUGCUGUAUCAUAAUGUAUACACAAGUCUCACAUUACCCUUCUUCUAAUGGUGUCCUUCAUUGAAAAUGUGUUUCAAAUGGAAAUAAAAACAUCAAGAAACCUGAA
Molecule: messenger RNA, 3065 nt
Organism: Coregonus clupeaformis (lake whitefish)
Lineage: Eukaryota; Metazoa; Chordata; Actinopteri; Salmoniformes; Salmonidae
Product: BRO1 domain-containing protein BROX
Exons: 13
Coding region: 131-1369 (412 amino acids)
Source: RefSeq, a predicted model, not a curated record